Molecule: messenger RNA, 1520 nt
Organism: Pistacia vera
Lineage: Eukaryota; Viridiplantae; Streptophyta; Magnoliopsida; Sapindales; Anacardiaceae
Product: 2-carboxy-1,4-naphthoquinone phytyltransferase, chloroplastic-like
Exons: 13
Coding region: 142-1341 (399 amino acids)
Biological process (GO): phylloquinone biosynthetic process
Cellular component (GO): membrane
Molecular function (GO): prenyltransferase activity
Source: RefSeq, a predicted model, not a curated record
UCUGUCUGCUGAUUACAGUCGCCCUUUAGACAAAUAACAAACUGUUAACACUUCCCUUUGCCUCUCUCUCUUAUCUCUUCUUUGUUACACUAGUCCUUCUAUGGGAGCAACUUCAAUCUUCCUUCAAGAUAACAUUGAAAUAUGUUGCUUCCAAUGGCAACUUCCUUCUCUCACUUUGACCAUGGGCCUGCUCUCAACAAUCUCCGUCACUUCUUCAUGAACACGAGUUACAUUGAAAGGCAUCCUGGACUUUCUUCUAAACAAUCUUCACUGUCUUGUUUUAAUGCUCAAAAGUUUUUCCAAAAGACUUAUAGAACACAAUUAAAAUUCAAGCAACAGCGACAUCAUCUACAAUAUCAUUCCCAGAAUCAAGCAGAUUACUCUGACAAUAUCUACAGUGAGGAAAGAGAAGAGGAUGUUUCAAGAGCAACCUUGAUAUGGAGGGCGAUUAAGUUGCCUAUUUAUUCUGUUGCCUUGGUUCCACUCACAGUAGGCGCUGCAGCUGCUUAUUUACAGACAGGCAUACUUUCAGCCAGGCGUUAUUUUGUUCUCUUGGUUUCUUCUGUUCUUAUCAUAACUUGGCUCAAUUUAAGCAAUGAUGUUUAUGAUUUCGAUACAGGAGCGGAUAAGAAUAAGAAAGAAUCAGUUGUGAAUUUGGUUGGAAGCCGUGUAUGGACCCUUCUCGCUGCGUACUCACUUCUUGUCCUUGGCUUCAUCGGGUUGACAUGGACAUCUCUAGACGUAGGAAACACGCCCUCUAUAUUAUUGCUGACUUCUGCAAUUAUUUGUGGUUAUAUAUAUCAGUGCCCACCAUUUCGGUUAAGUUAUCAAGGACUGGGAGAGCCUUUAUGCUUUGCUGCCUUUGGCCCAUUUGCAACUACUGCUUUUUACUUAUUGCUGGGGAGCACAAGUGAGAUUCACAAUGUUCCCUUCACUGGCGCCAUUCUUUCAGUGUCACUCCUUGUUGGCCUGACAACCACCCUGAUUCUUUUUUGUAGUCACUUUCAUCAGGUUGAAGGAGAUAGGGCCGUUGGAAAAAUGUCCCCUUUGGUCAGGCUGGGCACUGAAAGAGGCUCAGUAGUAGUGAAAGUGGCAGUCCAGACACUCUACUCCCUUACCUUUGCUCUUGGUCUAAGUAGAGCUCUUCCUUGGACUUGCAUUUUUCUCUGUGCCAUGACCUUACCUAUGGGGAAAUUAGUAGUCAACUAUGUGCAAGAGAACCACAAGGACAAGGAGAAGAUCUUCAUGGCAAAGUAUUACUGUGUACGAUUACACGGUUUAUUUGGAGCUGCCUUGGCUACUGGACUGGUGGCAGCUAGAAUGCUCAUAAAGAUUUGGUAGAUUCCUCUUAACUUGAAUGAGUUGAAGGAUGUGAGCAAUUCAACUUAGAACAUUAGUGAAGUAACAAGGUAGGUGGUUGGGUGUUUUCAGCAAUUAUUCUAUGUAUGAAUAAAGGCUCAUAUGUCAGUCAUAUGUUGCAUCUCUUUUGUGCAGUAAUGUAUUCAUUUUUUUUAUUUAAA